Spodoptera litura is the source of this 2867-nucleotide messenger RNA. It is a transcript of the gene betaggt-I, whose product is annotated as geranylgeranyl transferase type-1 subunit beta. The record is from RefSeq and is a predicted model, not a curated record. NCBI's taxonomy places the organism in Eukaryota, Metazoa, Arthropoda, Insecta, Lepidoptera, Noctuidae. Gene Ontology annotation, molecular function: CAAX-protein geranylgeranyltransferase activity. Gene Ontology annotation, biological process: protein geranylgeranylation. Gene Ontology annotation, cellular component: CAAX-protein geranylgeranyltransferase complex.
AUAUAGCCGGGUCAGCUAGUGAAAGUCUUCAAACAUAACUGUUUAAACCAAUUGAUAUAUUUUUGACUAUUAUUAAUACAUUUUGAUUUAUCGGUUUUUUUACUGUUAAUGCUAUAAUUUGAUUUAUCGGUUUUUAAAGUUCGGUUUUCUGAACAAGUUAAACGUCAUUCCCUUUGAUAAAUUGUCAUUGAAAUUGGGUGUCUCUGUCAUGGUCUCUGUCAGUCUUGUGCUUGUGUCAGACAGAAGUCAAGUCUGAGUUUUCGUGUCGAUAAAUUAAUGAGUGGACAAAAUUAAAAAUGAAAUAAAUUAGUAUAUAAAUGAUAGUUUGGAAUAGUUUCUAAACAAUAAGUGUAUCGGCUCUGUCCAUUUAAUUUUGAUUUGAGUGUAUAUUUUCACUUAUACAAAUUGUUUUACGUUUGACUUGGAGUAAAGUUUAUAUCUAAAAUGAAUCACGAAGAGAAUAAAAUUAUGGCUCACCGGCAGCAUGUGAAAUAUUUUAUGAGAUUUCUGAACAUUUUACCUUCGUCAUUGUCGUCACAUGAUACUACCAGAGUAACAAUUGCAUAUUUCUCUGUGUCUGGGCUAGAUGUUCUUGGUGCGAUAUCAACAGUGUCUUUGGAUCUAAGGACGAGAAUAAUAGAAUGGAUUUAUAGACUUCAAGUACAUCCAGAUAAGAAUAAUGGCGACAUGUCGAUGUGCGGUUUCCAAGGGUCCUCAACAAUAAAUAUAGAUUUGGAUCCCCCCAACAAUCACUAUCGUUGCGGACAUCUAGCUAUGACGUAUACCGGCCUUUGUAUCCUGCUUGCAAUGGGUGAUGACCUCUCUAGAGUCAAUAGGAAAGCUUUAGUCGCUGGUGUAAAAGCUCUGCAAACGGAGGAGGGUAACUUCGCAGCCACGCUGUCUGGCUGCGAGUCCGACAUGCGCUUCGUGUAUUGCGCGGCGUGCGUCAGCUACAUACUCAAUGAUUGGUCCGGAUUCAAUAUUGAGAAGGCUACAGACUAUAUCAUUAAAUCUAUAGGCUACGACUACGGCAUCGCUCAAUGUCCGGAGUUAGAAUCGCACGGUGGCACGACCUUCUGUGCCUUAGCCACGUUGAGCCUUACGAACCAACUACACAAACUGUCAGAACAACAAGUGGAAGGCCUGAAGCGGUGGCUUCUCUUCAGGCAAGUCGACGGCUUCCAAGGCAGACCUAAUAAGCCAGUCGAUACGUGCUACAGUUUCUGGGUUGGAGCGUCUUUGAAAAUACUAGAUAUGCUACAAUACUCCAACUAUGGAGCCAACAGGAGGUACGUCUACGAGACUCAAGACACAGUAGUAGGCGGAUUCUCUAAAUGGCCCGACACGUGCACAGACCCCAUGCAUACAUAUCUAGGCCUUGCUGGCCUCAGUUUAAUAGGCGAAAGCGGAUUAUUGGAGAUAGAACCGACGCUUAACAUAACUAAAAGGGCGUACGAACAUCUGAAGUCUUUGCACGCGAAGUGGGACAAUGAAGAUCUCCAUGUUUUAUGAAUACCUCUCACAUGGUCGUGAGAAACUGUUCGUAAUUGUGAAUGACUUUGUUAAUGUUUACUUGGCGUGUGUUCAUGAGGUCGGAUUGUGACGCGGGCUCUACUGCACAAAUGAAGGACCAAGUUUAAUUGUUAAUUAGAACGAACACAUUUUUAAUGUAACGCGUACAAUUUGCGCUUCUAAAUUCACAGUUAGAACAGUUUCCUACCAACCUCGUUCGACCUAAGAUUUCUAUGAAUUUUAAGUUACCUACCGAAAUUGUCGUAAUUUAUAUAAAUAAGUUUAUAAAAAUGUUCUUUAUGCUAAAGUAUUAUUACUGUUGCAUAAUUCUUUUGUAUAAUAUUGAAUUUGUUAGUACUUAAAGUAAUGUUUAUGAAUAAAUAGGUGCUAAUACUAUAGGGUACCUAGGUAUAGGGUACCUAGCGGUGUCAUUGGACAACGAGUAAUUGUUUAGCAUUAUAUAGUACAAUAUGAGAAUUUCUCGCGACGUGCCAUGAGCAGUUGAGUAGUUAGGCAUUUAUCAAAUUAUUGCACAAAAUGUAAUUUUAAGCUGUUUCGUAAUAAUAGAUGAUUUAGGGCGCAGUCAUAGAUGUUUUUACGAGAUUCAAAUAGACAUAGAUGUUUUAACACAGUCAAUUUAAAUACAUGGAAAUGUCAAGUAAUAAUAAUAUGGUUCGUUCAUUGUAGGUAGCAUGUUUAAAAGUUGGUAGGCUUAUACAAUACAUGUCUUGUGAAAGACAUUUCAAUUAUCAACAUUUUUAGGAAAAAUGCACGAUUAUUGGUUUUUGAAAAGCAUUGAAAUUCAAUAGAUAGACUUAUAGAAUAUCAUCAAAUGACUGCUUCCGCCUGGGUGAGGCGGGAGGGAGUGUCAGACUCUUACUGACUAAAAACCACCCCGUUCCUUCUCCUGCACGUCGAGUCGGAGCCCCGGUUACCCGUUAGGUUCUCCGCGACAUAGAUAGACGAUUGGAUGCUUCCGUUCACUUGAACAUAGUUUACUGAUUAUGUUCUGAACAUACAGUUUAAAGUAUUAUUCAAAAGAUAAGUGUAAUGCCAUUAGAAUGAAUUACAUAACGUACCAAUCAAAGUGGAACUAAUUAUCUAGAAUUUAAAUGCUCAGAAUUUCAUUAUAGAAACGUCAAUUAAUUCAUUUCGGCUCCUACGUCAUUCUUCAUUUAGUUUUACAUCCCACAAUUAUUUUCAUUUCAGGUUGUCUCGUUGAGACAGUAGUUAGGUUUGAUGUUCAGUAGUAGCAGUAGCAGGGAGGCUAAAUGUGUUCUGUGUGUAUUAAAAUUAUAUUUGUUAUGCGUAUGUGGCAAUAAACAAACAUAACAUAAAAUAAAAUAACAUAACAU